AGGACGUGAGCAAAGCAAAUAAAUUACCUGCUUCCAGCUCCAUGGCCUACUUCGGUACAUUUUUCCAAUCCUUCCACACUCAAGACCACCCAAAUCUACAGCCAUCUACUGCUGGAAAAAAGAAGAAGAAAGCAUGCUCUGGCUUUGGCAAUGGAGCCGGAGUGGGAGAAGCCUUUGGCAGAGGGGAAAGUGACAUGAAAGUGUCCCCUAAUGAGAACAUCAAUAUAGGCCCUGGUGUGGGAGCUCCCUGGUUCUGGGGUGCAGGUGAGAUGCCAAUGCCCUCAAAUGGAAUCAGAGGCCCUAGCUAUGGAGCCCCUUGCACUUGGGGCAGAGUUGACGUGACAAUGAACCACGGCGGUGGAAAAGCCAAUAGUGGCGGAUCAAAGCCACUGGCAGCGCCACCAAGUGGAAAUAUCAAUAUAGAUCCGGGUGUCGGAGCUCCAAUUUAUUGGAGCAAAGGUGAGUUCAAAGUGCCUCCAAAUGCAAAUGUCAAUAUUGGCUAUGGUACCGGAGGUGUCAACAGCGGCGAAAUGUCGGCAAGUAUCAACUAUCACCAUGGAACCAUCAAUUUCUAGAGAUUGUACAACUUUUCCCGAAAUCUCAUCUUAAUGAGUUGAGAAUACUACUUAUUUGGUUGGGAGCAUACUCCCAGGGCUGCGGAGAUAUCUUAUCCGCAACCUUGAGGUAAUUGUGGUAAAUAAAUUGCUCCUGUUAAA
Rubroshorea leprosula is the source of this 716-nucleotide messenger RNA. Lineage: Eukaryota; Viridiplantae; Streptophyta; Magnoliopsida; Malvales; Dipterocarpaceae. The record is from the annotation of a GenBank genome assembly.